UUUCACCGGCUGCUGUCCUCGCUUCCGUUAGGAGUCGCGCGCGCUGGGGAAUGGAACGUGGUGCUGGUCGCGCUCAGGUCGGUGGUGCUGCUGCUGCGCAGAGAGGAGGCGCGGGAAGGGACGGUCGCUCCUGCUGCUGGUUAGUGCGGGGACCCAGGCGCCCAGCUUCUAAUGCUUCUGCGCCAGGCCACCAUGCACAGGAGACAUCUCCAGGAAAUCCCAGCUUCAGACAGCAAUGUUUCCACAAGCUUCACGUGGUCGUGGGAUCCCACCAAAACAUCAGAGCUACUCUCAGGCAUGGGAGUGUCUGUCCUUAAGAAAGAGAAGCUGGGCAGUGAGAACACCCCUCAGGAGCUGCUAGUGUCUCUUUAUCCUCAGAAACGACAGAAAGUGAAAGAGAAGGACAAGGAGUUUGUGAUUGCACGCAGGCCUAGGCUGUUCCGAGAGACAGAGUCAGGUAUUUCUUGGGAUGCACUACCAGAUGAAUUACUGUUAGGGAUCUUGGUAUACUUACCACUAAUUGACCUGCUAAAAGUUUCCCAGAUUUGCAAGAGAUGGCAACGCCUAGCGUUUGAUGAAUCGCUCUGGCAGACCCUUGAUCUGACUGGUAAAAAUCUGCUGCCAGGAGUGAUUGGGCAGUUGCUCCCUGUGGGUGUAACUGUAUUCCGUUGUCCAAGAUCCUGUAUUGGAAAACCAUUGUUUAAAAACAACCGACCUCUUAGAGUGAAACAUAUGGACAUAUCCAAUUGCACAAUAAAUGUUGCAGAUCUCCAUACUAUUCUUUGUCGUUGUGAUAGACUACAGAACCUCAGCUUGGAAGGACUGGUGCUUUCUAAUGAUAUAAUUAGAAGCAUCGCUCAGAAUUCCAGUUUGGUGCGAUUAAAUCUCUCUGGAUGUUCUGAAUUUUCUGCAGAAGCAUUGACUAUGAUGUUGAUCAGCUGUUCUGGAUUGGAAGAGUUGAACUUGUCCUGGUGUGACUUCACAGCUGAUCACAUUAAAGCAGCAGUCAACCACAUUUCUACAAAUGUAACUCAACUAAAUUUUAGCGGAUACAGACACAAUCUACAGAUAUCAGAUAUUAAGACAUUGGUGACAAGAUGCCCUUAUCUCGUCCAGUUAGAUUUAAGUGACAGUGCAAUGUUGAAACCUGAAUGUUUUCAAUAUUUUCAUCAGCUCAUCUACCUACAGCAUUUGUCUCUUAGUAGAUGUUAUCAGAUAUCUCCUGCUGACUUACUUGAGCUUGGUGAAAUUCCCACACUAAAGACUCUUCAAGCUUUUGGAAUAAUGACUGACAAUUCCCUACAGCUCCUAAAAGAAACACUUCCCCACAUAAAGAUCAAUUGUUCACAUUUUACAACCAUUGCACGGCCAACUGUUGGCAGCAAAAAGAACCAGGAGAUCUGGGGCAUCAAAUGCAGAUUGACACUGAGAAAUCCUAGUGGUUUGUGAUGCAGAGUUUGCUAGAUAUUUUCUUUUGUUGGCACCAAGCGUGGUGUGCUUCAUCAAGAAACCCAAACACUGGAGCAUCACUCAAGUUCUUCUUGUGAAAAGUGUUUUAACGUGGUCUUAUGCUACAAUUUACUUUCAUAAGUAUAUUUUUAUAUUGUCCUUCCCUUACUGCCUUCAGAAAUGUGUCCCGAAAUCUAAUCAGGUAUGAGUAAUUGUAGGCAUUUUAAGUCAGUCAAUCUUGCUUUUAGAUGUUUGCAAAAUCCAAGUGACUAUUGCAAUUGUGCUAAACAUGAUUAAGUUAGAAAGUUUGGUAAAUAUUGCAGCUGUUCUAGUUAUUUGGCAGUGUGCUUAAUUCUGCAGUCUGUGAUGUUGCUUUAUUUGAACUGUGAGGGUCCAAAGAUGCUUCUGUAAUAUUUUCCAAAUACACAGCUUUGAAUAAGGCCCUUGCAAAGUAGAGUGAUGUUCUGUCAUUAGGGAACUCUUACUUCAUUACAACUCAGUACAUUCCUGACUGUUCAAAGUUUAGAGCUCAGAAUGAGUAAGGGCAUUAAGUCUAUUUAGACUCUUAACUGAACAGGAUGGAAUAUUUGGUGCUACCUACCUUUUUGGGGGGGGGGCUGGGAAGGAACCAUGGCUUUGGACACUAAAUUCACUGAAACUUAAUGCAAUAGGAGCCGUGGGAAGGGAGAUCCACACAAAAGGAGCUAUGAGGAAGCUGAAUCAGACACUAGUUAUAAGGCAGCAGAACAGAGCUACAGUGCAUUUUUUCCAACAAUUACAGAAGUGACCCUCACUGGUUCAAAAUGACUGUGCUGAGGAGUUUAAAACUUGAAAUCCCUUUCCAAGUUUUUGAAACCAAGAUCUCACCUGUCAGGGUGAAGUUUUCAUUGGUUAUUGUCCGACUUACAUUCCAGUUCUGUGCCACUUAAUCAGCAUUUAACUUCUUCUGAUUUGUGAUUUCCACAGUUUCUAAAGAUGCAUUAUUAAUGCAAGAAUCUCUUCAUAGGUAAGCUUAGUAUGAUGUUUCUUUUUAUAUAGCCCUGUAUUCACAUCCCUUCAUUGAGACACUGCAGGGCUAAGGAGCAGUAAAGAGGGAAAUACACAGAACUCCAGAGCUCUUCAGGGCAAGGAGAGGAAGGGAUUGCUGGGAUCUAAUGGGCGUCAAGCGCUCCACAGUACAGAAGCAGCAAUCUUGCAGAUAUGCUUGCUAUGGCAAAGGGAGAUAUAGGUCACCACAUAUUCCCUUAAGUUCUACAAUGCAAAAAAUGUUGCAAACUUUAAGUUUCUAGGCUCUGUUGUCCCAGUUCCUGUAUUUUAAAGAAACCCACCAAAAACUUAGCAACUUCGAUGGUAGUUCAGCAGAGAAAAAUAUGUAAAUAUUUGAACAAUUAGAUAACUAUUCGAGCCCAUAAGAAGGGAAAGGAUAGAUAUGUGGCUAAGGCACAGGAGUAAGCCUUAGAUCUGGUUCUUUGUGCCUCUGUUCACCAUGUGUAAAAUGGAUGUAGUACAUCCCUGUUUGAGGUGCUGAGAAUAAGUUUAUUCAUGACUGAGGUGGCUAGACAGAAAGGUGCCCAAGGCCAUAAGGUUACCUUCAGAAAUAAAAUGUACAGUAAACGCUCAGUUACAAACUGACUGGUCAACUACACACCUCAUUUGGAACUGCAAGUACACAAUCAGGCAGCAGCAGAGAUGGGAAGAAGGAAAAGUACAGUAGUGUGUUAAACAACAAACUAAUAAAAUAAAGAGGGAAAGUUUUAAAAAGAUUUGAGGUAAGGAAACGUGCUUCUAAUUUAAAUUAAAAUGGUUUAAAGUAGCAUUUUUUCUUUUGCAUAACGAAGUUUCAAAGCUGUAUUAAGUCAACGUUCAGUUGUAAUCUUUUGAAAGACCCACCAUAACGUUUUGUUUAAAGUUAUGAACAUUUCAGAGUUACAAACAACCUCUAUUCCCAAGAUGUUUGUAACUGAGAUUCUACUGUACAACCAUAAAGUAAAAAGAAAAGGAGUACUUGUGACACCAUAGAGACUAACAAAUCUAUUUGAGCAUAAGCUUUCGAUGCAUCCGAUGAAGUGAGCUGUAGCUCAUGAAAGCUUAUGCUCAAAUAAAUGUUAGUCUCUAAGGUGCCACAAGUACUUUUCUUUUUGCGGAUACAGACUAACACGGCUGCUACUCUGAAACCAUGAAGUAGUUUCAGUAAUCGGAUGUGUGGUGUUAACAGAGAAAGAGGAGAAUCUGGGUUUUAACUUUUCCCAACCCUUAUUCCCUUGGAGGUGGAGGGGGUGACAAAUUUGCAGCAGGCUUAAACAUUUAUGUAGCAAUUCACAUAUCCUAGGUAUCCUUAACUGUGCUUUCACUUUAAGCAGCUGCAGAAGUUGAGACCAAUCUAAGUCUUCCUGGAUACUCCCAUUUCUAUAUCCCAUAUUCACCAUAAAGAAGAAGGAGUACUUGUGGCACCUUAGAGAUUAACAUUUAUUUGAGCAUAAGCUUUCGUGAGCUACAGCUCACUUUAUCCGAUGAAGUGAGCUGUAGCUCACGCAAGCUUAUGCUCAAAUAAAUGAGUUAGUCUCUAAGGUGCCACAAGUACUCCUUUUCUUUUUGCGAAUACAGACUAACACGGCUGCUACUCUAAAAGAUUCACCAUAGUUGGUCAGUCUUUUGCUGUAACACUCCAUUAAGUCUCACUUCUGAAUUUAUACUUGCAACCAGUGUGACAAGAUAUGGCACUCAGCACUAACCCCCCCCCCCCCAUUCUACGUCUGUCCCUAGUAGGGAGUUUAGAAAGAACCCCCUCUCCUCCAACUAGCAACAGGACCAUCCAGUCUACUAGAGAUGGCUACUGCUAAUCAGUUUUACAUGGAAGGUGAUCAAGUGUUAUAGUGAAGGGCAGCAGUAUAAAACAUUAAGGGUACAUCUAUACUUAACAUUACAGCUGCACUGCUGUAACACUUAUGUUGAUAGGAGGGAUUCUGUUGGUGUAGAUAAUCCACCUCCCCAAGAGGCCAUAGCUAGGUCAAUGGAAGAAUUCUUUUGUCAACCUAGUGCUAUACAGGGACUUUGGUCAGCUUAACUACACUACUCGGGCUUGAAUUGUUCACACCUCUGAAUGAUGUAGUUAUGCCAAUCUAAUUUUCUAGUGUAGACCAGCCUAAGAUAGAUACGCUUUCUUUCAUCUGAUGACUCUUAACCCAUUCAAAAGUCCUUAAACAUCUCCAGCUGGAGGUGAAUCACUUAAGGUAUGGAAUUAGACCCUUUACUAUCACAUACAACAGUGUGGGGUAGUGUUGGCACUAUUACUUCCAGUCAAACUACUUCUCCCACUUGACAUCUUGUUUUGAGUUUACUGAGGACAGCCAAGUUACAUAUCUAAGCAGCCUGACAUUUUUGAAAUACCUGCCUGAGUAAGGUCUUCAUAGCAAGGGAUCCUAAAGAUUUAAUUUAUAAUUAUAAAGACAAAGGUAUUAAGGGGUGAAGUGUUCUCUGCAUAACUUCAUACAUUU
Molecule: messenger RNA, 4943 nt
Organism: Dermochelys coriacea (leatherback sea turtle)
Lineage: Eukaryota; Metazoa; Chordata; Testudines; Dermochelyidae
Gene: SKP2
Product: S-phase kinase associated protein 2
Exons: 10
Coding region: 172-1449 (425 amino acids)
Biological process (GO): SCF-dependent proteasomal ubiquitin-dependent protein catabolic process
Cellular component (GO): SCF ubiquitin ligase complex
Molecular function (GO): protein binding
Source: RefSeq, a predicted model, not a curated record